Messenger RNA from Danaus chrysippus (African queen), 1479 nucleotides. Lineage: Eukaryota; Metazoa; Arthropoda; Insecta; Lepidoptera; Nymphalidae. The record is from the annotation of a GenBank genome assembly.
AUGCGUGAUUCUGAUGGUGAUGGUAUGACUGAGGAAUGGUGGGCCCCAUGUUGUAAUACCACAAACCAUUCUGGUGCAAGCGCUCAAGGUGGCACCACGAAAACCAAACGGCUGAGCAACCACAAUGUCAACCCAGGGGGUGUGAUCAAAAAUGUUUCUAUGACUGCGCACGCGCAAUCAGAAGAGACUUUCUUUAUAGGACCAAUGGAAGCUUCAUCAUCGGACUAUAGUGAUGAGGAGGUGGGGGUGCUAGCCCGUGGUCAGAAACUUUGGGUUCGCGGAGUAAGAAGUCACACCACAUGCGCUGAUAUUGUACGAGCCUUACAGGAUGCGCCUGAAGGUGAAGGUAUCAGCGACCAUGGGGAGUGGGUUCUCGCUGAGAGGUGGCGUGGCGUUGAACGACCUCUUCCACCAGAUAUUCCAGUUUUACACGUUUUGGCUGCCUGGGGUGAUGCUAGGCAUGAGGUAAGACUGUCUCUUCGAAGGUUAUCUAGCGGUGGUGAAGAGGAUUCAGGAAGAGAUAGCGAUGGUGGAAGUCGAGCUCGUUCACGACGAAGAAAAAAAGGCAUUCGAGCGGCCACACCACCUCCAAGAUCUAAGAGUGAGGACCCAGCCACCAGACUCGUCUCCGUUAUACAACACCAGAGCAGAACUAUUCACCAACAGCUAGAUAAGUUAAGAGAACAAGAGAAACUCAUCGAUCAUUUAGAAGAUCAGACACACAAAACUAGAAUGGAAAAACACGGAACGAACUACCUUCUUGAAUCGUAUCUUCGUGAUUUAGGAAGAUGUAGCGAGCUCAAUGAUAGCCAGGCUGGUAACAGUGAUAGCGGGGUCGGAGUUGGCAGUGGAACUCCACCGAGACGGCACACGAAACACAAAUCACGACGAGAGAGACAUCUGAUGAGAGAGCAUUACUUCACAAAAGAACUUACAGACAUAUGCCAGAUAAACUCCGACAGACUCAUGCAAACACCGAACGAUACAGACUCGGAUGCAUCAGCUGACGAAUUAACAAGGAUAAGAGAAGAAAUAGAGUUAUUAGAGAAACUGGCCAUCAUCAACAAGAGAUUACACAGAGAAGAGGAACUCGUUGUCAGGUUAACUGCGAAGGUCAAACGAUAUAUGGACGAAAAUAAGGCCAAUAGCUGCGAAAAUGUAUCCCAAGUGACGAUACUCAUUGACAAAAUCGAGGAAGAAUUAGCAAAAACCACCCAAGAGAUGCAAGACAAUACGAUAGAAUUGGAACGAGCUGACAAAGAAGUUGAAUUCAGAAUGAAACUGAUAGAAGAAUUGACGAUAGAAUUGGAGAAAGAAGAAUUACAGAACACGAUACUAGAACGACAAUUGAACGAAGCGUCAAGCAGACAACCCAUUAUCUUGCAAGAAAGCUACAUACCAGUUCUAGAACAAGCUAGUAGCACGCCACCUGUGUUUUCUUACAGCGGUAACGGCUACGUACUUGAUACUCUUGUAUGA